AAAUAAUCUCAAAGUUUGCACAAAAGGUACGAGAAGAUGGCCCCAAAACCCAUCUCACCUGACGGUUCAAGUUCUGACUCGUACAGCCUUUACUUCAAGGGUUUGAUAAGCUUGAUAAGCUUGAAGCCAACAACGGGUUUAUUGGCUGGAUUUGGGGUUGCUAUUUGCAGAGAAGAGGAUGAUAGUAUCUUGUUUAAGAACAAGGGUUCACUUAAUUACUCCGGCAUUACAGGUUGGGAGGCUGAGCUUAUGGCACUGAAGCUAGGACUUGCCAAAGCCGUGAGUUUGCGGAUCAAUCAUAUCUCAAUUUACUUUGAUGAUCCUGAGAUUUUUGAAUUGGUCAUGGGGAGAUCUGUGCCUAAGGAUGAGAAAAUCGCCUUGCUAAUGGAUGAUGUGCAACGCAUCAGACAACAGUUUAUAUCUAGCAUCCCUAUUCUUGUGGCUAGAAAUCAAACUGAGUUUGUCCAUAAACUUGCAAAGGAAACAAUAGUUUCUCGCCUCAUCGGACCUAUGCCUCGUACUGCUCAGAAGAAGACUUGUGGUAACUGCUUUGACGAUGUUAUCAAAGGUGAGAAGAUGUUUUCCGUUGCUUUAUGCCGUCAUCAAUUUUGUGUGGACUGCAUGAAACAACAUAUAGAAGUGAGUCUAAACAAGGGAGGUGUACCAAGAUGUCCUCAUGAUGGCUGCACAUCAAACCUGAAUCUAAUAGCUUGUACCCAUCUUUUGACACCUAAACAAAGAGAGAUGUGGAAACAAAGGAUCAAAGAGGAGUCAAUUACUGUAUAUGACAGAUUUCAUUGCCCAAAUCCAAAGUGCUGGGCUUUGAUGUCGAAAACCGAGCUCAUUAAAUCUACUGAAGAUGGAGUUAGGAAACACUGUUUUAAAUGCUGGAAACCCUUUUGCGUUAACUGCAAAGUUCCGUGGCAUAGUAACUUGUCUUGCAAGGAAUACAAAAGAUCGGGUCAAAAACCUACUACAACAGUAUGGCGUCAAUGUAGAAGUUGCCAACACAUGAUAAAGCUAUCGAAAAAACUCACCACUGUUACUUGCAGGUGUGGCUAUAAGUUUUGCUAUGCAUGUGGAGCUCAAUGGAAGCAUGGAGGUUGCUCUCAUCAUCACCAAGCGGUGAUGGAUUUGAUGGACGCUGCUAUAGCCUUCAUUGAAGAAGGCGUUCGAGUACAAGAAGAUGCCCAAAAACCCGCCGGAGAACCCUCACUUUACGGUUCAAGUUCUGACUCGCACAACCUUUACUUCAAGGGUUUAAUAAGCUUUCAGACAACAACCGGUUUAUUGGCUGGAUUUGGGGUUGCAAUUUGCAGAGAAGAGGAUGAUAGUUUCUUGUUUAAGAACAAGGGUUCACUUAAUUACUCCGGGAUUACAGAUUUGGAGGCUGAGCUUAUGGCAUUGAAGCUAGGACUAGCCAAAGCCGUGAGUAUGAGGAUCAAUCAUAUCUCAAUUUACUUUGAUGAUCCUGAGAUUUUUGAAUUGGUCAUGGGGAGAUCUGUGCCUAAGCAUGAGAAAAUCGCCAUGCUAAUAGAUGAUGUGCAACGCAUCAGACAACAAUUUUCAUCUAGCAUCCCUAUUCUUGUGGCUAGAAAUCAAACUGAGUUUGUCUAUAAACUUGCCAAGGAAACAAUAGUUUCUAACAACAGCAUACCUAUGCCUCGUGGUUCUCAGAAGAAGACUUGUGGUAACUGCUUUCACGAUGAUGUGGAUGGUGAGAAGAUGUUUUCCGUUGCUUUAUGCAGUCAUCAAUUCUGUGUAGAGUGCAUGAAACAAGAUAUAGAAGUUAGUUUAAACGAGGGAGGUGUACCGAGAUGUCCUCAUUAUGGCUGCACAUCAAUCUUAACUCUUAAAAGCUGUGCCCAUCUUUUGACACCUAAACUAAAGGAGAUGUGGGAACAUAGGAUCAAAGAGGAGUCAAUUCCUGUAUGUGACAGAUUUCAUUGCCCAAAUCCAAGGUGCUGGGCAUUGAUGUCGAAAACCGAGCUCGUUGAAUCUACUGAAGAUGGAGUUAGGAGACACUGCUUUAAAUGCCGUAAACACUUUUGCAUUACCUGCAAAGUUCUGUGGCAUAGUAACUUGUCUUGCAAGGAAUACAAGAGUUCGGUUCAAAAGCCUACUACAACAGUGUGGCGUCAAUGUAGAAGUUGCCAACAUAUGAUAAAACUAUCGGGAAAAUGCAUCAAUGUAACUUGCAGGUGUGGCUAUAGGUUUUGCUAUGCAUGUGGAGCCCAAUGGAAGUUUGGAGGUUGCUCUCAUCAUCGCCAAGCGGUGAUGGAACUGGUGGUUGGUUUAGUCCUCAUUUUUCUUGUUUUCAUAGUGACUUCGGCGUUCCUUGCAUCUGAGCUUCCAAUUACCCUCGACCCCUUUAACACUAACAUAAGUCCAUGGGGGAAGUGGGAGAUCCUCAUCGAAGGUUGGAAUCAUAGGCCUCCAUCGUUGGAAACAAGAAACUCUGACAUGCGUUGUCCGCUCUCUCAAUCGGACUUGUAAUUUUGUUGCUUCUAACUUAAUCCAUAUCAAAACCCCACAAAACCGAUAUUACUAUUUUAUGAAGCAAAUAGAAUGUAUAUAAUAGAACCAAAACAAAAACUAAGUAAAGCAUAAGAUGGUAA
Arabidopsis arenosa is the source of this 2618-nucleotide messenger RNA. The record is from the annotation of a GenBank genome assembly. Lineage: Eukaryota; Viridiplantae; Streptophyta; Magnoliopsida; Brassicales; Brassicaceae.